Salvia splendens (bonfire salvia) is the source of this 3096-nucleotide messenger RNA. Its product is annotated as receptor-like protein EIX1. Gene Ontology annotation, molecular function: protein binding. The record is from RefSeq and is a predicted model, not a curated record. The transcript has 3 exons. Lineage: Eukaryota; Viridiplantae; Streptophyta; Magnoliopsida; Lamiales; Lamiaceae. Bases 1 to 3096 code for a protein of 1031 amino acids.
AUGAGUGCCUCAAAUCCAAGUGUGGCCAUUUUAUUAUUUCUGAUAUCUCUAAGAUUAACCAACGCCAUAUUCUGCCCGCUCACUGAACAACACUCCCUUCUAAGCUUCAAGAACUCUCUACUCGAUCCCCACCACCAUCUCUCCUCAUGGAACCACCUCAAUUGCUGCAAAUGGAAGGGCGUAGCCUGCAACAACUCAACCGGCCAUGUCCACCGCCUCCACCUCUCCGGUUUCCGUUUAACAGGCCAACUAAAUCCAUCCCUCGCCAAUCUCUCCCACUUGACUCAUCUCGACUUGAGCCUCAACACCUUCCCUCAAACAAUCCCUCCCUUCCUCGCCUCACUCACCAAUCUCGAGCACUUGAACCUCUCCUUCGCCGGCUUCCACGGAAACAUCCCCCACGCCCUCGGAAACCUCACGCGCCUCCGCAGCUUAGACGUGGCCGGGUUUCCAAACAUGGUGUGGGGAGAUCACCUGAACCACUACCACAGCAUACAUCUCGCGGGCUAUCCGGAGAUGGAGUAUGUCGCGCCUGUGACCUCUCCGAACGUAUUACAUGUCGACGACAACAUCCAGUGGCUCUUGAGGCUUUCCAGAUUGGAGGCUCUCAACAUGAACUAUGUGAACCUCGGAAAGGCAAAGGAGUGGCUGCAGGUGAUCAUCACGCUCCCUUCUUUGCAAAAGCUUCAUUUGCAGAAUUGCAGCCUUGAUUACAUAUCUCCUUUGAGUAGUCUAAAUGUCACAUCUUUAACUCUAAUUGACCUCUCGUCUAACAACUUCCACUCCUUGGAGUUUCCAUCAUGGAUUUUGGGGUUGAGAAAUCUUGGUUACCUUGAUCUUAGAAACAACUCCUUUGUGGGGCCCAUUCCAAGUAGUUGCAAUGCUACCAAACUCAAGUAUAUUGAUAUCUCAUCUAAUUUUCUAAAUUCAACACUUCCAAGUUGGAUAUACAAUUCGUGUAAGGAGUUGGAAUUCGUGUAUUUGGAUUUCAAUUUCCUACAUGGUACAAUACCAAGACAGUUUACAAACUUGUGCAGAGUUAAGACACUGUCCUUGUCCUUCAAUAGAUUUGAGGGGACCAUGUCUGAUUCAUUUGGAAAUAUGUCAAAAUGUUUUUUGGAAGGUUUGGAAGAGCUAAAUUUGCAGUUUAAUCAGCUUUCCGGUCCGUUAAUAGACCAACUUGGUGAAUUCAAGAGCCUCGAACGUCUCUUUCUGAACAAAAAUCUUUUGGGCCAGCUUUGCAAUCUUGAAAGGCUUCACCUUGGUGGCAACAAGUUGGAAGGGGUUGUGAGGGAAAGUCUGUUUGCAAAUCUCACAAAAUUGAAGAUUUUAACUGCUUCUCAAAAUGAGUUGAGUUUGAGAUUAGGUGAGGAUUGGAGUCCCCCUUUCCAACUUAAGCAACUUAGAUUAGGGUCUUGGAGCUUAAGUGAAGGCUCCCAGAUUCCUUCUUGGAUUCUGAGGCAGAGGAAUCUUUCAGCUUAUCUUGAUUUGUCUGAUACUGGAAUCUUCUCAGAUAAUGUUCCUAGCUGGUUUUGGGAGAUUCAUUUCUUGAAUCUAUCUCACAAUCACCUCCAUGGAAAGAUUCCGGAUAUUCGUGGCUCUACAGAAAAUCAAUAUGUGUACGCGAGUGGUAACGAGUUUGAGGGAUCUUUGCCUAGAGUUGGAGACAGACUGAGGGAGCUGGAUUUAUCGAGUAACUCGUUCUCUGGAGGUAUAGCUCACUUUCUAUGUGAUGACACAUACGAAACAUACUCGUUGGAGAUCCUUCACUUGGGAGACAAUCAAUUAAGUGGACAGUUGCCAGAUUGUUGGAUGAAAUGGCCUUCUUUGAAGUAUAUCAACAUAGGCAACAAUCAACUGUUUGGAAGCAUCCCAACUUCUAUUGGCCUUCUUGCAAAUCUGCUAUCUUUGAAUCUUCACAACAACGGUUUUUCAGGGCGCAUACCUUCUUCGAUGCACAACUGCAAGAAGAUGCUGAAGAUGGGGCUAGCAGAUAACAGACUUGGUGGGGACAUACCGACGUGGAUAGGAACAAGCCUAGUCGAGCUGAGGAUUCUCAUACUGCGCUCAAACAAUCUGAGCGGUGAGAUAUCGCCCGAGCUUUGCCAACUGAGCUAUCUCCAAAUAUUGGAUCUCUCAAACAACGAACUCUCGGGCGUGAUACCAAGGUGUGUUCAAAACUUCACUGCCAUGGCUAAGAAGAAAAGCCUGCCUGAUCUGUACAGACUGUAUGGUGGUGAAAAGUCCAUCUAUUCUUUCUCAAUCUACAUAGGAGGGUUUAUAGAGAGUGCAUUGAUAGUAAUAAAGAGGAGUAAACUGCAGUAUGACACCAUUCUUCCAUUGGUCACUACUAUUGAUUUUUCAAACAACACUUUGCAUGGAGAAAUCCCAACUGAGGUGACAUGUUUAUUGGAAUUGGGAUUCCUUAAUUUGUCAAGAAAUGAGUUGGUUGGUUUGGUGCCUGAUCAUAUUGGAGAAAUGAUGCAGUUGCAAUCACUUGAUCUAUCAAGAAACUCUUUAAGUGGUCAAAUUCCAACCAGCCUUGCAUUCAUAUCUACUUUGGGAUAUCUAGACUUGUCAUACAAUAACUUCACAGGAAGAAUUCCAGAAGGCAGACAGCUCCAAACCUUCAAUGCUACUAGCUUUAUCGGAAAUCAUCUUUGUGGGCAGCCAUUGACAGCAAAUUGCAGUGGUGAAGGGAAAGAGGAGAAGGCCUAUUCAGCUGAUGGAGUUGAGUGGUUGGAUGUUUUUUUUUUGUUUGGGGUAUUCAGUGGGAUUUUCAAUGGUUUGCAGUGUAUUGGUGUUGAGCAAGAGGUGGAGAGAUGCCUAUUUUGGUUGGGGAGAAAGGAUGUGGAACAAGCUCUAUUUCGAUCUCAGCCCCUCCGCUUCUCCGCCGCCCCCAAAAUCUCUGCCACAAUCUCCGUCGCCGACAAGCUUCCUGACGCCACCCUAUCCUACCUCGACGCCUCCGACGAGCUCCAGACCAUCUCAAUCGCCGACAUCACCACGAAUAAGAAGGCAAUUUUGGUCGUGUCCUCCGUCGCCGCCUCCUUCAUCCGCGCCAUGAGCGACGCCGCCAUAACCUCGCUCUCCUGA